Molecule: messenger RNA, 2507 nt
Organism: Octopus bimaculoides (California two-spot octopus)
Lineage: Eukaryota; Metazoa; Mollusca; Cephalopoda; Octopoda; Octopodidae
Product: protein adenylyltransferase SelO, mitochondrial
Source: RefSeq, a predicted model, not a curated record
CUUCAGUCAAGGUCUUGCUUAAAUGUUCUGUUUAUUGGUUAAUCGCCAUUAAUUUCCCGCAUGUUUGGGCGCUGUUUGACACGGUUGAGGCCGAUACGGAACGUCCGGAUAUGCUUCUUGAGCAAAACUGAACCCUGUUACUGCUGCCUUUCACAAGAACAAGAUCCUACGGUUGCUAAAACUUGUCCGUUAGCAUCGCUCAAUACUAUCAAAUCGCUACAUACUGCUAUUGCAUAUUUUUGUCCGUGUCAACCGCAAAAAGAACUUAGGAUGAGACAACUGACUUUCGACAACCAGGCACUUAAGUGUCUGCCAUUUGAUCCUUCGGACGAUGUUAAAACGCAGAGAUCUGUUCCUAAUGCAUGUUUUUCCAAGGCACAACCGACCCCUGUCGAGAACCCGGUGAUGGUUGCUUAUUCUUCGUCUGCUUUAGCCCUGCUGGGGUUAAGUGUUGAGGACAUUGAGACAAAUGAGGCCGUAGAAUAUUUCAGUGGGAAUAAAAUCAUGAAAGGCUCAGAACCAGCUGCCCAUUGCUAUUGCGGUUAUCAGUUUGGUCUAUUUUCGGGUCAACUUGGAGACGGAGCUGCUAUGUAUCUUGGUGAAGUUAUAAACGAUAAGAAUGAACGAUGGGAAAUACAACUGAAAGGGGCUGGCCUUACACCAUUCUCUCGUGGUGCCGAUGGCAGGAAAGUACUACGCAGUAGUAUACGAGAAUUUUUAUGUAGUGAGGCUUUUUAUUACUUGGGUAUUCCAACCACAAGAGCUGGAACAUGUAUAACAUCAGACUCUACAGUUGUAAGAGAUAUUUUCUACUCGGGCAACCCUCGCCAAGAAAAAUGUACGAUUGUCCUCCGUAUUGCUCCUACAUUUCUCCGGUUUGGAUCAUUUGAAAUUUUCAAAGCUGAAGAUGAUUUAACUAAGCGAUCUGGACCCAGCACUGGCAACAAGGAGCUAUUAUUUCAGUUGUUGGAUUACUCAGUCAAGUCUUUUUAUCCUGAGAUAUGGUCAGAACAUCAGAAUGACAAACAGCAAAUGUAUUUGAACUUCUACAAAGAAAUUGUAAAAAGGACAGCGAAAUUAGUGGCGGCAUGGCAAUGUGUUGGCUGGUGCCAUGGUGUAUUGAAUACAGACAAUAUGAGUAUCUUGGGUUUAACAAUCGACUAUGGACCGUUUGGAUUCAUGGACAGAUUUAAUGACGAUUUUAUUUGUAAUUCAUCUGAUGGAGAAGGCCGAUACUCUUACAGUAAACAACCAGAGAUCUGUAAAUGGAACUGUCGCAAACUGGCAGAAGAUAUCCAAGAAGCUGUGCCACUUGACAAAACUUUACCCGAGUUGGAAAAUAUCUUUGAUAAAACAUUUAGUGACGAAUACUUUGGAAUGAUGAAGAAAAAGCUUGGCUUCCAAAAAGACCACAAAGAGCUGAACAAUAUUGUUAAAGAUCUUCUUAAAACUAUGUGCUCAACUGGAGCGGAUUUCACAAACACUUUCCGUUUCCUGAGUAAAUUAGCUGUUCCAGGUGGAGAAGGCAUUGGCAUAGAUGAAGCACUUGAAUACCUUGUUUCAAACUGUUCAACCAUUGAAGAACUUAAAGCUGACUGCCAUCUUCGAGUGGACGCAAGAGAUUUUAACUUAAUUUUGGCAAUUGCUCAAACCAACCCAGACAUUUUAACACAACUUGGACCAGAGGUUCAUAAAGUUUUUAAAGAGUUGGAAAGAAUUGAAAAUGCCAGGAAACUAGCUGACAGGUCUCAGGAAGAGAAGGAACAGAGCGACAAGACAGAAUGGAAGGCAUGGUUGGAGCAAUAUCUUCAGUUAUUGCAGACUGAAGCCAGUGAAGAAGACGAUUUGGAAGGAUUCUGCAAGAAAAGGGUUCACCUUAUGAAUAGUAUCAAUCCAAGGUUUGUACUACGUAACUAUAUCGCAGAGAAUGCUAUAAAAGCUGCUGAAGCUGGUGAUUUCUUUGAGGUACGCCGGGUUUACAGUCUUCUUCAGAAUCCUUACACUGACAACAUAGAACUGGAUGAGGUUUCUACAAACAGAUUAGAUAUAUCUUCCAAUACUGAUAACACUGAUCAAGCUUCAUCUUGUGAAGGCGCUGUGGCAGCAGCGGCAGCAGCGGCAGCAGCUUCAUCUUGUGAAGGUGCUGUGGCAGCAGUGGCAGCAGCUUCAUCUUGUGAAGGUGCUGUGGCAGCAGCUGUUGAGGACUCCAGUGUUUACAGUUCCUCAGGAAUCAGUUAUGACUGCAAACCUCCAAGUUGGGCUUAUGAUAUACGUGUCUCCUGAUCUUCAUAAAUUAUCUCUCAAUACUGCACCAUAGAAGCACUUGUUACUCACAAAUACACUUUAUUAUAUUCUUGAGGGUGGCAAGCUGGGCAGAAUCGUUAGCAUGCUGGAUAAAAUGCUUAGCGGUAUUUCGUCCGUCGCUACGUUCUGAGUUCAAAUGCCAUCGAGGUCAACUUUGCCUUUCAUCCUUUUAGAGUUAAUGAAAUAAGUACCAGUUACACACA